UUCUCACAAUUAAAACAAACAACCAUGAAAUCAUCAUCAUCAUCAUCAUCCUUCAUCUUCAUCUUCUUCAUGGCUUCACUACUUCUCCUCCCUCUCUUUGCCCAUGCAGACUGUGACUGCUCCUCCGACGAGGAAGGCCGUGAUAAAUCCAAAGCUCGUCCUCUGAAGAUCAUCGCCGUCUUCUCCAUCCUCGUCGCCGGAGCCAUUGGUGUUUGCCUUCCUAUUCUCGGCAAAUGGAUCCCAGCUAUCUCCCCUGAUAAAGAUGUCUUUUUUAUCAUCAAAGCCUUCGCCGCCGGCGUCAUUCUCGCCACUGGUUUCAUCCACAUCUUGCCUGACGGCUUUGAUAACCUAACUUCUCCUUGUUUGAAGGACAACCCUUGGCAUAACUUCCCCUUCGCCGGCUUAGCCGCCAUGGUUGCCGCCAUUGGAACUCUAAUGGUGGACACCAUGGCUUCUAGUUAUUACACUAGGUCUAGUGUUAGGAAUGUAGCGUUGGCUACCGAUGAGAUGAAGACGGUGGAAGACGGCACGGUGGCCGGAGACAUGCACGCUCACACGCAUGCCACUCACGGCCAUUCCCAUGGCCCUGCUUUCUCCGAUCAUCUCUCCUCCGACCUCAUUCGCCACCGUAUCAUCUCUCAGGUGUUGGAAAUGGGCAUUGUUGUGCACUCAGUGAUCAUUGGAAUAUCAUUAGGAGCAUCAGAGAGUCCUUCCACCAUUAGACCUCUUGUUGCUGCUUUGAGUUUUCAUCAGUUCUUUGAAGGCAUGGGUCUUGGUGGAUGCAUAGUUCAGGCAAAGUUUAAAGUGAGGUCAAUGGCAACAAUGGUGUUGUUUUUCUCAUUGACAACUCCAGUGGGAAUAGCAGUUGGGAUUGGGAUUUCUUCAGUUUAUAAUGAAAAUAGUCCUACUGCUUUGAUUGUUGAAGGGCUUCUGAAUUCAGCUGCAGCUGGAAUUCUUAUUUACAUGGCUCUUGUGGACCUUUUGGCUGCUGAUUUUAUGAACCCAAGGGUGCAAAGCAAGUUGAAACUUCAAAUUGGGAUUAAUAUUUCUUUACUUAUUGGAGCUGGUUUGAUGUCACUUUUGGCCAAGUGGGCUUAAAUUCAUGAAUGAAUGAAUGAGUUCAAUAGUUAUAUUUUAACCAUGUCAUUUACACUGGAAUGAUACCAGUUACAUAGAAGGGGGUUUUUUUUUUCUGCAGAAUUUCUGCCUCUCUUUAUUAAUGAACUGAUCUUUUUAACUCAUUGGGGCAGGUUAGUGGGCUUAAAUGAAUGAAUUCAAUAGUUUAUUUUAGUCAUGUCAUGUACACUGGAAUGACACAAGUUACAUAAAAGGUUUUUUUUUUUCC
This is a messenger RNA of Dioscorea cayenensis subsp. rotundata (Guinea yam), 1345 nucleotides long. RefSeq names its product zinc transporter 8-like. Gene Ontology annotation, biological process: zinc ion transmembrane transport. Lineage: Eukaryota; Viridiplantae; Streptophyta; Magnoliopsida; Dioscoreales; Dioscoreaceae. Gene Ontology annotation, molecular function: zinc ion transmembrane transporter activity. The record is from RefSeq and is a predicted model, not a curated record. The transcript has 3 exons. The coding region runs from base 25 to 1098 and encodes 357 amino acids. Gene Ontology annotation, cellular component: plasma membrane.